This is a messenger RNA of Cantharellus anzutake, 1898 nucleotides long. RefSeq lists its product as uncharacterized. Gene Ontology annotation, cellular component: Golgi apparatus. The coding region runs from base 16 to 1773 and encodes 585 amino acids. Gene Ontology annotation, biological process: Golgi organization; endoplasmic reticulum to Golgi vesicle-mediated transport. Gene Ontology annotation, molecular function: small GTPase binding. Lineage: Eukaryota; Fungi; Basidiomycota; Agaricomycetes; Cantharellales; Hydnaceae. The record is from RefSeq and is a predicted model, not a curated record. The transcript is spliced from 6 exons.
CUAAGCUCAUUGAAAAUGACUAGUCGUCUGCAACCAGCAAUUAAGACGCGAAAGGCGGCAAUUGCUAGAUUAAGGGAUAGAUCAUGUGAUAGCGACGUUCGCGACGACUUAGACGUUUCAAUUCUUUCACGUUGGCGCUUAGCUGCUAUGGCGGAUUCCCAGGUUCCUAACGUGGCAGAAGGUGCCAAUGAACCUCUUCCAAGACCAAGAUUGUCGACGGAGUCCAAUGGCGAAUCAAAUGGACCUCAGAGUCCGUCCACAGCAGCGACUUCACCUUCUAUGCACAACGAGCACGCAUCCAAGGGAUCAAUUUCCAGUGAAACAGCAAAGAUAGCUCUGUUACAGGCAGAACUGGGUCGGAUGCGCGCUGAAAGGGACACCCUUGACGCGAAUUAUCGUAGCUUGCUGGAAAAGAUAACGGCAAUGCGAAACACCCUUGGAAACAAGCUGAGGCAAGAUGCUGAAGAACUUGAUAGGCGAGAGCAAUUGAUUCAAUCGUUGACUGCGCAAAACGAAGAUUUGCAAGUGUCAGUUGACACGUUGAACACGGAACUCGUCUCAUCCAACGAAGAGGCAGAACGAUUAUCUCGGGAGCUCGAUGCACUCAGGAAUCGGGCGCUUCAAGACAAUGCCUAUGAAUCUUCCCUGCGCGAAAGGGACGCUGCUGAACUUGAACAUGUUCGGCAGGAUAGAGACGAAUGGGAACGAGUGGCAAUCGAGGAACGCGUUCGAGGCGAAUCCUUGAGCAUGGAGGUUAUUGCUCUUCAACGGCAGCUGCAGACCAAGUCUGACGAGCUCGAGGUAAUGGCGAAGGAGUUCGAGCAGGAGAAGGGGACCAGUGUUAAUUUGCAGUCAGUGCUUGAAGAUUUUCAGUCGGUCAAAGAGCUUGAGCUGAAACAAGCCCUCGCUGGGCACGAGGCCCAGCUUCACAGGGUGACCACUCAGCUCGCCGAAUUCAAGCAUCGUGCCUUCACCGCCGAGGAUAGCUUGUCUUCCACGUCACGCAAUGCGCAAAAGACAGAGCAGCUUGAGCAAGAACUCAGAGAGAAGAAUCUCCUUAUCGGGAAACUGAGGCAUGAAGCUGUGAUCGCUAACGAGCAUCUCACUGAGGCGCUGCGGAGACUCCGAAAGUCUUCACCAGAGAGCAAUGUGGAUAGGCGAUUAGUGACGAACAUCCUAUUACAGUUCCUUGGGACACCGCGGGCGGACCCUAAACGAUUCGAAAUGCUCACCUUGUUAUCGUCAAUACUAUCCUGGGAUGACAAUGAACGAGAACGUGCAGGCCUGCAGAGAGCUGGAGUGGCCUUCGGAGCAGGGGCCGCUGGGGUAGGACGGAGGAUCGUUUCAAGUGGAUCCAUCAAGGCGACCGAGAAAGGCGACGAAUCCGAAUCAUUUUCGAAAAUGUGGGUUGAGUUCUUACUUAAAGAGUCCACAUCGUCCACGACUCUACAUUCGCCGAGCGCCGCUCCUCUAGCAUUAACACCUGCAGCGUCUCAACAACAGUUUAACAUCAAUGGGUUCACAGUGACAACAUCGCCUCCUCAUUCACCUCAUUCGCCAACAUCGUCUUUGGGAGGCGAGCGACGGUCACCGUAUACAGGUCCAAGGACGUUAAGAAUGCAAUCCCUUGGAUCGCCUCGGCCAACACCUGCUACGACGAGUUCACCGAAUCUCCUCUCUUCACUUGCCCUAAACGGCUCUGGAGCGGGACUUGGGCAUGGGUCAGCUGCAGACAGCGAAACUUCCUCCCAAUCAGAACCAUCGGGUUUAUGACCAAUUUCGUCUCCCUGCAUCAGACAUCUCUGUACAAUUAAUCAUUUGCGCUCCUGGACGCUGGCACUAUUGAUCAUGCACGCCUUAAAAACACUGUAUUCGACCAAAUCUAAUUAUCAUCCCAU